Elephantulus edwardii (Cape elephant shrew) is the source of this 3966-nucleotide messenger RNA. It is a transcript of the gene SMC4, whose product is annotated as structural maintenance of chromosomes 4. The record is from RefSeq and is a predicted model, not a curated record. Lineage: Eukaryota; Metazoa; Chordata; Mammalia; Macroscelidea; Macroscelididae. Bases 1 to 3867 code for a protein of 1288 amino acids. Gene Ontology annotation, biological process: mitotic chromosome condensation. Gene Ontology annotation, cellular component: chromosome. Gene Ontology annotation, molecular function: ATP hydrolysis activity; ATP binding; protein binding. The transcript has 23 exons.
AUGCCCCGCAAAGGCAUGCAGCCCUCCACGGCCCGGCGCCCCGAAGAGGAGCCACCGCCGUCCCCCGACAGCCCUUGCCGGGACGCCGAGUCGGGGCCGCCGCUGUCCGAGCGCACCCAGAGCCCGCCCGCGGCCGCAGAUACUCCAAGUGAGGAGCUUGACAAUAGAAGUUUAGAAGAAAUUCUCAAUAGCAUCCCUCCUCCACCACCUCCAGCAAUGACCAAUGAAGCUGGAGCCCCUCGGCUUAUGAUAACUCAUAUUGUAAACCAGAACUUCAAAUCUUAUGCUGGAGAAAAAAUUCUGGGGCCUUUUCAUAAGCGUUUUUCAUGUAUUAUCGGGCCAAAUGGCAGUGGCAAAUCCAAUGUUAUUGAUUCUAUGCUUUUUGUCUUUGGCUAUCGAGCACAGAAAAUAAGGUCUAAAAAGCUUUCAGUACUGAUCCAUAAUUCUGAUGAACACAAGGAUAUUCAGAGUUGUACUGUAGAAGUUCAUUUUCAAAAGAUAAUUGAUAAGGAAGGAGAUGAUUAUGAAGUCAUUCCCAACAGUAACUUCUAUGUAUCCAGAACAGCUUACAGAGAUAAUACUUCAGUGUACCACAUAAGUGGAAAGAAAAAAACAUUUAAGGAUGUUGGAAAUCUUCUUCGAAGCCAUGGAAUUGACUUGGACCAUAAUAGAUUUUUAAUUUUACAGGGUGAAGUUGAGCAAAUUGCUAUGAUGAAACCUAAAGGCCAAACUGAACAUGAUGAGGGUAUGCUUGAAUAUUUGGAAGAUAUAAUUGGUUGUGGACGACUAAAUGAACCUAUUAAAGUCCUUUGUCGGAGAGUUGAAAUAUUAAAUGAACACAGAGGAGAGAAGUUAAACAGAGUUAAGAUGGUAGAAAAGGAAAAGAAUGCCUUAGAAGGAGAGAAGAAUAUUGCUACUGAAUUUCUUACCUUAGAAAAUGAAAUUUUUAAGAAGAAAAAUCAUGUUUGUCAGUAUUACAUCUAUGAUCUGCAAAAAAGAAUUGCUGAAAUGGAAACUCAGAAGGAAAAAAUUCAUGAAGAUACCAAAGAAAUGAAUGAAAAGAGCAGUAUGCUGGCAAAUGAAAUGAAAGUUAAAACUAAAGCUGUGAAAGAAGCAGAAAAGAAACUGAACAAAAUUACAAAAUUCAUUGAAGAAAACAAAGAGAAAUUUACCCAGCUAGAUUUGGAAGAUGUCCAAGUUCGGGAAAAAUUAAAACAUGCUACAAGUAAAGUCAAAAAGCUGGAGAAGCAACUUCAGAAAGAUAAAGAAAAGGUUGAAGAAUAUAAGAGCAUACCUGCUAAGAGUGAGGUUAUAAUAAGUGAAAAAACGACAAGAAACAAUAUCCUUGAGAAUGAAAAAGAGAAAGAAGAAAAAAAGUUAAAAGACGUUAUGGAUAGCCUGAAACAAGAAACACAAGGACUUCAGAAAGAAAAAGAAAGUCUUGAGAAAGAACUUAUGGGUUUCAGUAAGUUAGUAAAUGAAGCACGGUCAAAGAUGGAUGUAGCCCAAUCAGAAGUUGACAUCUAUCUCAGCCGUCAUAAUACUGCAGUGUCUCAGUUGAGUCAAGCUAAGGAUGCCCUAAUUGCCGCUUCUGAGACUCUCAAAGAACGGAAAGCUGCAAUUAGAGAAAUAGAAGCAAAACUCCCUCAAAUCGAACAAGAAUUAAAAGAGAAAGAAAGAGAACUUCAGAAACUUACACAAGAAGAACUACACUUCAAAAGUUUGGUUCAUGAACUUUUCCAAAAAGUUGAAGAAGCAAAGAGUUCUUUAGCCACAAAUCGAAGUAGGGGGAAAGUCCUUGAUGCAAUAAUUCAAGAAAAAAAAUCUGGCAGGAUUUCAGGAAUAUAUGGACGAUUGGGUGACUUGGGAGCUAUUGAUGAAAAAUAUGAUGUUGCUAUUUCGUCUUGCUGUCAUGCAUUAGACUAUAUUGUUGUUGAUUCUAUUGAUACAGCCCAAGAAUGUGUAAACUUCCUUAAAAGACAAAAUAUUGGUGUUGCAACUUUUAUAGGUUUAGAUAAGAUGGCUGUAUGGGAGAAAAAAAUGACCAAAAUUCAAACUCCUGAAAAUACUCCUCGGUUAUUUGACUUAGUAAAGGUGAAGGAUGAGAAAAUUCGCCAAGCUUUUUACUUUGCUUUACGGGAUACCUUAGUAGCUAACAACUUGGAUCAAGCCACAAGAGUAGCAUAUCAAAAAGAUAGAAGAUGGAGAGUGGUGACUUUACAGGGACAGAUCAUAGAACAGUCAGGUACAAUGACUGGUGGUGGAAGCAAAGUAAUGAAAGGAAGAAUGGGUUCAUCAGUUGUGGUUGAAAUCUCUGAAGGAGAGGUAAAUAAAAUGGAAUUACAAUUACAGAGAGACUCUGAAAAAGCUAUGCAGAUACAAGAACAGAAAGUACAAGUUGAAGAAGCAGUUGUGAGGUUGCGACACAGUGAACGAGAAAUGAGGAAUACACUAGAAAAGUUUACUGGAAGCAUCCAGCGCUUCUCAGAGCAAGAAGAAUAUUUGAAUGUGCAAGUUAAGGAUCUUGAAGCUAAUGUACUCGCCACGGCCCCUGACAAAAAGCAACAGAAAUUGCUAGAAGAAAAUGUUAGUACUUUCAAAACAGAAUAUGACAGCGUGGCUGAGAGAGCUGGUAAAAUAGAAGCCGAAGUUAAAAGGUUGCACAAUACCAUUAUAGAAAUUAAUAACCAUAAGCUCAAGGCCCAGCAAGACAAACUUGAUAAAAUAAAUAAGCAAUUAGAUGAAUGUGCUUCUGCUAUUACUAAAGCCCAAGUGGCAAUCAAGACAGCAGACAGAAACCUUAAAAAGGCACAGGAUUCUGUCUCUCGAACAGAGAAAGAAUUAAAAGAUACCCAGAAGGAAGUAGAUGACUUCACAGCAGAACUGCAGCGUGUUGAGGACAAAGCCGCAGAGGUGGUACAGAACACCAAUGCUGCGGAGGAGACCUUACCAGAGAUUCAGAAAGAACAUCGGUGUCUACUUCAAGAACUAAAAAUAAUUCAAGAUAAUGAGCAUGCUCUUCAGAAAGAUGCACUUAGUAUUAAGUUGAAACUUGAACAAAUAGCUAGUCACAUUGCUGAACAUAAUUCUAAAAUAAAAUAUUUUCAAAAAGAGAUUUCAAAAAUAACAUUGCAUCCUAUAGAAGAUAAUCCUGUUGAAGAAGUUUCAGUUCUAACUCCAGAGGAUCUUGAAGCAAUCAAGAAUCCAGAUUCUAUCACAAAUCAGAUUGCUCUUUUGGAAGCCCAGUGUCAUGAAAUGAAGCCAAACCUUGGUGCCAUUGCAGAAUAUAAAAAGAAGGAAGAAUUAUAUUUGCAACGGGUAGCAGAAUUUGACAAAAUUACAGCGGAAAGAGAUUAUUUUAGACAGGCAUAUGAAGAUCUACGGAAGCAGAGGCUUAAUGAAUUCAUGGCAGGCUUUUAUGUGAUAACAAACAAGCUAAAAGAAAAUUACCAAAUGCUCACUUUGGGAGGUGAUGCUGAACUGGAGCUUGUGGACAGCUUGGAUCCCUUCUCUGAAGGAAUCAUGUUCAGUGUCCGACCACCUAAGAAAAGCUGGAAGAAGAUCUUCAACCUUUCCGGAGGAGAGAAGACUCUUAGUUCCUUGGCUUUAGUAUUUGCUCUUCACCAUUAUAAACCCACUCCCCUUUACUUCAUGGAUGAGAUUGAUGCAGCCCUGGAUUUUAAAAAUGUGUCUAUUGUUGCAUUUUAUAUAUAUGAACAAACAAAAAAUGCCCAAUUCAUUAUAAUUUCUCUUCGAAAUAACAUGUUUGAGAUUUCGGACAGACUUAUUGGAAUUUACAAAACAUACAAUAUAACAAAAAGUGUUGCUGUAAACCCAAAAGAAAUUGCUUCUAAAGGACUUUGCUAAAACUUGGGAAUCACUGCAAGUUCUCCAGAUUCUAUGUUCAGUUUGUGUAUAGUAUUUUCUUUUUGUAAAUGAUUACUUAUAUAUUUACUCCUAAACUGG